Molecule: messenger RNA, 2067 nt
Organism: Triticum dicoccoides
Lineage: Eukaryota; Viridiplantae; Streptophyta; Magnoliopsida; Poales; Poaceae
Product: probable alpha-amylase 2
Exons: 13
Coding region: 402-1649 (415 amino acids)
Biological process (GO): carbohydrate metabolic process
Molecular function (GO): alpha-amylase activity; calcium ion binding
Source: RefSeq, a predicted model, not a curated record
CUCUUCUUCCCCCAACCUCACUCCGCACGAACAAGCCUCCAGGGUCCACUCACAAAAGAAAAAGAAAAAAAGAACAAGCCUCCAGGGCUCCGUCCAGCGGGCGAAGCACGCCAACUCGAAGGAUUUCUCUCUCAUAGUCGUCGCCAUCCACAUAACCCGCUCUACCGAACUGCCGAGGAGAGGAGAUCCAUCUGGUCUGGUCGAUUUCUUCUCAUGGUCACGGUGGAGUUCUAACUGCAGUUGUUUUUCAAGUAAUUUGGGGGGUUCAACAGGUUCAACAGAACCCCAAACCCUACGUUAGAUCCGCCCCCCUGCCGAGCUCCGCUACGUUUAUGAUAUUGUGACGGCGUCGUACAGUCCUUCGCUGCUUACUUUGCGCAUUGGUGAGGCUGAGACUUCUAAUGGGCCAGAUGGUUUCCGAUGGUGUUGUCCAAGAACAGGCAGCUCGCAAUGGCGGGAUCAUUAAGAACGGGAGAGAAAUCCUAUUGCAGGCUUUUAAUUGGGAAUCCCAUAAACACAAUUGGUGGAGUAAUUUAGAGGGCAGAGUUGCCGACAUUGCUAAAUCUGGGUUUACAUCAGUAUGGUUGCCUCCACCGACACAAUCGUUAUCUCCAGAAGGCUAUCUGCCACAGAACCUGUACAACCUUGACUCUUGUUAUGGUUCUCUUCAGCAGCUAAAUUUGUUGAUUCAGAACAUGAAUGACCACAAUAUAAGGGCUAUGGCUGAUGUAGUUAUUAACCAUCGAGUUGGGACUACUAAAGGAUCAAAUGGGAUGUAUAAUCGUUAUGAUGGUAUCCCAAUAUCAUGGGACGAACAUGCUGUUACAUCUUGUUCUGGUGGGAAGGGGAACAAAAGUACUGGUGAUAACUUUGAUGGGGUUCCCAACAUAGAUCAUACCCAGCCAUUUGUAAGGAAGGAUAUUAUUGAAUGGCUGAUCUGGCUUCGGGAAACCAUUGGUUUUCAAGAUUUCCGCUUUGAUUUCACAAAAGGUUAUGCUUCAAAGUUUGUGAAAGAAUACAUUGAGGAAUCAAAGCCCCUUUUUGCAGUGGGGGAAUACUGGGACAGCUGUGAAUAUGCCCCCCCUGACAACAGUCUGAGCUACAAUCAGGAUAAACAUAGGCAGAGAAUUAUCAAUUGGAUAGAUAGCACUGGAGGACUUUGCGCUGCGUUUGAUUUCACAACAAAGGGUAUUCUUCAGGAGGCUGUGAAAGGAGAGUUGUGGCGUUUGCGCGACCCUGAAGAAAAGCCGCCUGGUGUGAUGGGGUGGUGGCCUUCAAGAUCAGUUACGUUUAUUGAAAAUCAUGACACAGGGUCAACUCAGGGCCAUUGGCCAUUUCCAUCUGACCAUGUCAUGGAGGGAUAUGCUUAUAUACUUACGCACCCUGGAAUCCCCACAGUGUUCUACGAUCAUUUCUUUGACUGGGGAGAUUCUUUCCACGAUGAAAUAGCAAAACUGAUGGAGAUUAGGAAAUCCCAAGACAUACAUAGUCGUUCAGCUGUCAAAAUUUUGGAGGCAAGCUCAAAUCUGUACUCCGCAAUAAUCGAUGAUAAGUUGUGCAUGAAGAUUGGAGAGGGCUCGUGGUGCCCAAGCGACCCAGAGUGGAAGCUGGCGGCAUGUGGAGACAGAUAUGCUGUGUGGCACAAGUAGGCAUCAGCGUACCAUAUUCCUGCUGAAGAGAAUACAUUAGCCUGGUAACUGAAGUACACCACACCAGAUCGCCGCAGCAUACCUACACUUAUCCAUUUACGAAUAAUGAUAUUUCUGCUGAAGAAAAGAUAUUAGCCUGGUUCCUGAAGAGGCGCUAAUGCCGCGCUUCUCCAGCCUGCCUAGGUUCGAGUUCUGGGACAAACCUUACGGGCACCUUAGUUUGUUCGAGUGCUAAACUUCAAAAGUAAAAUAAAAUUUUAUGAGUGCACCAUGCCACUGCAUUUAUUUGGCUAGCUAAUAAUAGAGGGCAUCAUCCUAUCUCUUUAUGUAUGAAAAAAAAUACAGAAUGUACAUGUAUAAUGUGACGCAAGCACACAGCUGCUUGAUUAUAUAUAUUGAAAAAGGGUUUCAUGUUUCA